AUGGACAAUGGCGAGGGUCACAAUGCGGAAUUCGCAAAGGCCGACAGAUUAUCCAAUCGAACACGCUCCGCCAGCGGAAGCAGCACCCACAAACGCAGCCUCUCAGGCUCUCUAUUGUCUAAGCUCUCCUUCCUGCGCAUGAGCCAAAUAACACAAUCCGGAUCGGCCCACAUCAUGGAUCAUGAUGGCGAUAACGAAUACUUACCAUCCCUCAUGCCCCAAAUCAAUAACGAAGCAUCGGAACGCGGAAAGGCGAUGGCGGCGGUAAUCCAACAACAGCGGCGGACAAGGCGACGACGAGGCUCAUUAAGAAAGACUGCAUUGUUGGGUACAAGGAUGGAGUCACGCGAUAAAAGGGCUUUAAGCAAGAAUGCUGAGGCGGCUCGUGCGGAAGCCCCCCGAUUCCAAGACGACAACGAUGCGCCGAGGCCGCUCUCUCCAAAGGACAAGGCCCCCCCGUCCCAGGAGAACAACGACUUCUCAAAAGAAACAUCCGACAAUGUCGAACAUCCUCCGCGACCAAGCUGGUUACGCCCUAUGUCAGCGCUGAAAACCCCCCGCUCGACUGUCGCGCAGAGACGCCAAGGUCUCACGCAACAUACCCCCAACACCCAAAACAACCACCUAGGCGAUGAGACCGCCACAGACGACGAAGAGCUCAUUUCCUUUCCCCGAAUUAGCACAAACACAACUUCCUCCGGCGCUCCCAUUCCCUCCACAAGCACCACCAUUCACGCCCAUCCAUCUUCCAGCUCUGACUCCUACUACCCCCUCCAACCGGACGACCCAUACCGACCCGUCCGCGCCAAAACCUCCCCACUGGCAACACACCCCGUCGAGAAAAGCGCAGACAUCACAUGGGAUUACUCCGAGACGGAAUCAUGGGGCUGGAUCAUCCUCCUGGUAACAUGGCUAGUCUUCGUCGUGGGCAUGGGCAGCUGCUUUGAGGUCUGGAGCUGGGCGUGGGAUGUUGGAGAGACACCGUAUGCGCCUCCGGAGCUGGAGGAUGAUCCGACACUUCCGAUUGUGGGGUACUAUCCUGCGCUGAUUAUUCUUACGGCUGUUAUGUCGUGGGUCUGGGUUGUUGUUGCUUGGAUUGGGAUGAAGUAUUUCAAGCAUGCGAAUAUAUCGGGGGAUGAUAGUUGA
Penicillium odoratum is the source of this 1146-nucleotide messenger RNA. RefSeq names its product PIG-Y family protein. Lineage: Eukaryota; Fungi; Ascomycota; Eurotiomycetes; Eurotiales; Aspergillaceae. The record is from RefSeq and is a predicted model, not a curated record. Bases 1 to 1146 code for a protein of 381 amino acids. The transcript has a single exon.